Molecule: messenger RNA, 1477 nt
Organism: Scatophagus argus
Lineage: Eukaryota; Metazoa; Chordata; Actinopteri; Scatophagidae
Gene: clic2
Product: chloride intracellular channel 2
Exons: 6
Coding region: 279-1013 (244 amino acids)
Biological process (GO): negative regulation of ryanodine-sensitive calcium-release channel activity; chloride transmembrane transport
Molecular function (GO): chloride channel activity
Source: RefSeq, a predicted model, not a curated record
CUCUGGAUCCUCCCUCUCCCCUGGCUUGUAAAGAGCGAUAUAGUCUCCGAGGAGGAGCCUUCAGACAAAACACAACUAGCUGUGAGGUGUUACACUUUCCCCUGACAUCCAGAACUCCAAAGACACUUGAAACCAGAGCAGGACUUGUCCCAGGAUACUAUUGUAAGCUUUCUCUCUCCAGCUCUGUGGAUUUCGGGGGGUGCAAAGAACCACUGACUAAAAGAGCAGCUUUAUCUGGACAAAGUACUUGGAAUUUUAAAAAAAUUUGGGGGGGAAACAUGGCACUUCUGCAGAACUCUAACAAGGAGCCAAGCAUCGAGUUAUUCAUCAAGGCUGGACAUGAUGGGGAAAAUGUGGGGAACUGCCCCUUCUGUCAAAGACUCUUCAUGGUUUUGUGGCUAAAAGGAGUCAAGUUUACAGUGACCACUGUUGACAUGAGGAAGAAGCCAGCUGAACUCAAAGACCUGGCCCCUGGGACUAACCCUCCUUUCCUCCUUUACAACGGCACCCUCAAAACGGACUUCAUCAAAAUUGAAGAGUUUCUUGAACAAACACUGGCCCCUCCCAGGUAUCCUCAUCUGAGCCCACUAAACAAAGAGUCCUUUGACGUGGGCGCUGACAUUUUUGCAAAGUUCUCUGCUUUCAUUAAGAACAGUCCGAACAACGCCUUCCAUGAGAAAAACCUGCUGCGGGAGUUCAAGCGUCUGGAUGACUACCUGAACUCGCCCCUCCCCGAGGAGAUCGACCACAACUCCAGAGAAACCAUCACCGUCUCCAAGAGAAAGUUCCUGGACGGUGAUCGCCUCACCUUAGCUGACUGCAACCUGCUGCCUAAACUGCACGUCAUCAGGGUUGCUGCCAAGAAGUACUGCGACUUUGACAUCCCAGCCCAGUUCACAGGCGUGUGGAGAUACAUGGAAAACGCCUAUGAGAGAGAAGAGUUCAAACAGACGUGUCCAGCUGACAUCGAAAUUGAGAAGGCUUACUUUAGUGUGGCCAACAACAGAAAAUAAAGUCCUAUGUUCGCGCAGUGUAAUCAUGCAUGUAAAGAUGGUGCUCCAUCCAACACAAUACAGUGUGGCCUUGAAUCAGACACUAUUCCGCCUUAAAAACCUUCCCCACUUUUGAUAUGACAAAGUUAACAUUUUUAAUUGGUUGUUAAGUAUUGACCAUUUAUCAAAAGUCAGUCACUGACAAAUGUUGUGUUUAUACCACACUGAAAAGGCCAACUGUGCAAUUUGACAGCUUAUGUUUUUGUUUAUAGUGUAAAUAUAGAUAUUUUUUCCAUACUUUUUAAGAUCAAAACACCCUGAAAUGUAUAUGAUUGUGUUAGUGUGAGCAGAAUAUUUCACAAACAGUUCACUUGUAUGUAAUACAUGAAACAACACAUGGAAUGCAUGUACUCCUGUAUCUUUUCCUGUAAGUUUGAUAUGAUUACAAUGACUCACACUAAUAAAAAAGAGAAAAAUGAAAUUAA